AAUUUUGUAUUGAAAUAGGCUAUUGUUGAAGCUGUGAUAUUGAAAAUGUCUGGAAAUGAAGAUCAAAAUCUUGAGUGCCCUUUAUGUAUGGAGCCAUUAGAAAUGGAUGAUAUUAAUUUUUUCCCAUGCACAUGUGGCUAUCAGAUAUGCAGAUUUUGUUGGCAUCGAAUAAGAACAGAUGAGAAUGGACUGUGCCCAGCAUGCCGAAAGCAAUAUCCAGAAGAUCCUGCAGAUUUUAAGCCUUUAACACCAGAAGAGCUUUACAAUUUAUGGCAGAUAGAGAAAUUUUAAAUGACACAACAGCGGAAAAAUAAGUUGUUAGAAAUAAGCCGCUAUUUGCUGAAUUACAGAGUUGUUCAGAAAAAUCUUGUUUUUGUGGUUGGAUUACCACCAAGAUUAGCUGAUCCUGAAGUACUGAAAAAAAAUGAUUAUUUUGGGAAAUUUGGUAAAAUACAUAAAGUUGUUGUAAAUCAUAGUACAUCAUAUGCAGGUUCACAGGGUCCAAGUGCCAGUGCUUAUGUAACAUAUUAUAAAGCAGAAGAUGCUCUUAGAGCAAUACAUGUAGUUAAUAACAUUCAUGUAGAUGGAAGAACAUUAAAAGCUUCUCUAGGAACAACAAAAUAUUGUAGUCAUUUCUUAAAAAAUCAACAGUGUCCCAAACCAGAUUGCAUGUAUCUUCAUGAAUUGGGUGAUGAAGCUGCUAGUUUCACUAAAGAAGAAAUGCAACAAGGGAAACAUCAAGAUUAUGAAAAAAAAUUACAUGAACAGAUUGUUGGUGGUAGUAUAAAUAGAAAAAACACUUCAUCUCCCACUAAUCAAUCUUGUACAAUUCAAACUAACCAAAAAGAAGGCUGGCCGAUAUUACAACUUGGAAAGAUAGAAAACAGACCAAAUGGAUUAAAUGAAACAAUUUUGAAUUCACAUGCAGUAACUAAUCAUAAAAAUGAACAGAAAAGUAACAGCCAAAAUAAUAAAAACAGACAUUCUUCAGGAGAAGAUUUUUAUAAAGGGAAUGUAAGAGACAGUUCUUCAGACAGAGGUUCACAGAAAUCAAAUAGUUCAAGAUCAUAUAAUAGAAGUAGCAGUAGGGAAGAUAUGACAUCUCGAAAUACAGUUUCUCCCAGUUCAAUAUGCCAAAGUCAAAAUGCAACUGUAAAUUCAAAUAAUUCUUCCAUUGAUUCUGUAAAUCAAUGUUGUGAUAAUGGUUUUUCAUUAAACAAUGCUAAUAUACAAAGAGAUUCGGAUGGGGCAACUCAGGGUAAAUAUUGCGAUAAUCUCCAUUAUGAGUCACAGUCUUCUCAUAGUCUACCGCCAAGUCAUGUAAAUGCUAAAUUAGAUACAGAUGUACAGUUAUGUGUUGAUAAUAUAUCCAGAUCAUCUCCACCUGGAAAUUUUUCACAGAGUCCUCUUCAAAGCCCUGUUAGCAUACUCCACAGAAAUUUUGGACCUACUGUACAGUUAUCUACGUUGCAUAGUUCCCAAUCAAUGCCUAAUUGGACAAAUAGAGGAAUUCAACUAGAUGAUCAUCGUAUCUUAAAUCAGGGCAUGACUUAUGUAAAUUCUAUAUCACCUUUAGGUUGCAGAACAUUGCCAAUUCAUUCCUUACAAGGACAGGAAUCAAAUUCUACAAUCAGAACUGUAAAUAUGAGUACAGGAAACAGUAAUUCAUGUCAUUCAAUAAAUAAUGAUUGGCAAGAUAAUGAUUCAAGAAUUUUUGCUAAUAAAUUCUCUAAUAAUACAGAUAACAAUAUUAUGAAUAAUUGUACAGAUUGGUCAACAUAUGGCAUAAAUGUCUCUCCAAAAUCUCCAGAUGAUGAAUUAGGGUUUGAUCCAUGGGAUGAAUCUUCCAAAGGGUUGGCAGAUUUGUUAGAAAAAGAAGCAGUUCAGAGAACAGAAAAUAACUUAAGUGCCACACACAGCAAAAUAUCCCUAAAACAAAUGAAUGUACCUGUAAGCCGAACGAAUAAUGCAUUUUCUAAUCAUUUUUUGGAAACAUCACAGAUUCCUCAGAGAAGGAUAGCACCACCACCACCAGGAUUUACAACAAAUCAUCUUAACAAUUGUACUUCUGUGCCAAGGCCCCCGUUUGGUAGUUGUGAACGUUUGUUUGGAGGAGGAGCACCAGAUCAUUCAAAUUCUCCAAUGGUAUCUGUAAUGAAUACACCUCGCAACCAUCAUGCAAUAGUCAAUGGGCCACACAAUUGUUAUCAAGAAAGAAGUUUACAUCAACAUAUGAGUUUAUUAAAUCAUUCAAAAUCUGUUGCAGCUCCUAAUAUGUCAUCAUUGAGGCAUAAGGAUUGGCAAGAAGGUUUAAGAACUCUUUUGCCAAAUAUGAAUAUGGGGUUUGUAAAUCAUACUUCUCAGCAACCAGCUCCAUCGUUGGUGCCUCCUAGCCAAAAAACUUCUCUGUGGAAUUCUGCAUCAUCAGAAAUGUCCUGGAUGGCACAGGAUACAUAUUCUUCAGAUGGUAAGUCUGAUUUAUAAUUAAUUAGUAUUUAG
Molecule: messenger RNA, 2499 nt
Organism: Centruroides sculpturatus (bark scorpion)
Lineage: Eukaryota; Metazoa; Arthropoda; Arachnida; Scorpiones; Buthidae
Gene: Cnot4
Product: CCR4-NOT transcription complex subunit 4-like
Exons: 17
Biological process (GO): protein ubiquitination
Cellular component (GO): CCR4-NOT complex
Molecular function (GO): RNA binding; metal ion binding; ubiquitin-protein transferase activity
Source: RefSeq, a predicted model, not a curated record